UUUCAGUUAGCACAAUAUGUGUGUAUAUAUUACUGUUUUUUCUCUUCAGUGACAUAUUUCUGGGUAAUUUCUCAGGCAUUGAAGUUGUGUGAAGGGUUUGCAAAGAGGGGGUUUUUUUUACAUUUUGCCCUUAAGAUGUUCUGAUUGAUGGCCAUUCCUAUUUCUGGUAGAAGAGGAUGCAAUAACUGAGGGCCUGCUGUUGAGACAACUUUGCCACCUGGGCCAUGAGAGCUUUGCCACAGGCUCCAUCAGAUGAGCUCCUCUAACAUACAAAGGUAUAUCUAUAUAAAAAAAGCCCCCUCAACCCCAUACCUGAUGAAGCUCUACAUGCCCCUGAAACCACACAAGUUCUGCAGUUCCCAAGCCUGCCUCUCUAUUUAUCCUCAACCCCAGUAAAACCCAGAAAGGGGGAAACAACAAGCCACCAUUUAUCUCUGCCCACUUCAUGAAGUGGAUCAUCAGAGAAGGGAACAACUGCAGGCAUCUCCCCCUUCCCGGAGAAGGAGCAGAGAGGAGGAAACUGAUGCCCAAAUCUCCCGUGGCGGCGUGGGACCCGUUUUGGGGAGGAUCUUCACGUCCCAAGCAAGGUCUGCAACGUCCGCCCUACACCUCUAUCUGCCUGACCAAAAGAGGUAGAGAGAAACAAGUUCCCGCUGCAGAACCAGCAGUACGAGUGGGGCGAGUGGAAGGAAGCAGCUCGCCACCAGCAACGCCAUGCCCACGCCCCCGCUGGCAGGAGGCGAGGCAAAGACGACGCAGCCCUCCCUUGUUCGGCGGGGGGCCGCAAUGUUAGGGGCAUCCUCCUAGUCGCCCCCUCCUCCCUCUCGAAAGCGAGUGAUUCUAAAGGUGGCACAAGGCGUGAUCUCUGUCCGGGAUCUGCUGAGGGGAAAUUCAGGCACGAGCCCCAGCAGAACCGCCCCAGCGCAGCCAGAGCGCCCCACAGAGCGAGACCCGGGCGGCAGCCCCCGGAGGACGAUAGAUUCCCGAAGCGGCGAGCUCAUCGAUCGUUCGAUCGAUCGAUCGUUCGGUCAGCUUGGCUGGUCUGCGAGCCCGAGACAGGAGGGCGAUCGAUCGAACCUUAAGGCGCUGGCGCGCUCCGCCCUUGCCCUAGUUGGCGCCAUUUUGUGCGGCGGCGGGCGAAGCGGCCGGGCGAGUGUUUUACAGUGUAAUGAGAAUUCAUGUCUGAUCUUGAGCAAUGCUGAAACCUACAGCCACUGUCUUUUCAUUGGAGAAUUUAUUUUUUGAAAGACCAGAUGCAAAUCAAAAAUAUUUAGAACAUGAAGAGCCAAAAAAUUGGUAUCUUGCACCUGCUCCGUCUGUUACUGGAAUUCCAACCACUCAGGAGUUACAGAAGGAAUUGGAAAAAAAUAACUGUUUAGAUGGAAAAGAAGUUAAAGUACAGUCAUUUCCUGAUGCUUCAAAGACUUUUGGCGUGGAAGGAACUGUAGAAAAAGAUUUGGGGUUUUUGAGGGCUGUUACAGAAAUUCCUGCUCAGUUUAGAAAUAUUUUCAAGGAAUUCCCAUAUUUUAACUACAUACAGUCCAAGGCUUUGGAUGAUAUUCUUUACACAGAUAGGAACUUUGUGAUUUGUGCUCCGACUGGUUCUGGAAAAACUGUAAUGUUCGAACUAGCUAUUACAAGGUUACUAAUGGAAGUGCCGAUGCCUUGGUUAAAUAUUAAAAUUGUCUAUAUGGCUCCAGUAAAAGCUCUGUGCAGUCAGCGUUAUAAUGAUUGGAAAGAUAAAUUUGGACCUAUAGGGCUUUGCUGUAAAGAACUGACAGGAGACACAGUGAUGGAUGAUUUAUUUGAAAUACAACAUGCUCACAUUAUUAUGACCACACCAGAAAAAUGGGAUAGCAUGACUAGAAAAUGGAGAGACAACUCGUUAGCCCAACUGGUACGACUGUUCCUCAUUGAUGAGGUACAUGUUGUGAAAGAUGAAAGCCGUGGUGCAACACUUGAGGUUGUAGUUAGUCGGAUGAAGACUAUACAGUCUUCCCUUUCACGUAUCUCAGAGAAUCCUGACAUGCUUACUCCCAUGAGAUUUGUGGCUGUUUCUGCAACAAUCCCAAAUGCUGAGGAUAUUGCAGAUUGGCUUUCAGAUGGUAUGAGACCUGCUGUAUGUCUGAAAAUAGAUGAAAGUCAUCGACCUGUGAAGCUUCGCAAAAUAGUUCUUGGAUUUCCUUGCAGUAGCAACCAAACAGAAUUCAAGUUUGACUUAACACUUAACUACAAAAUAGCUAGUGUUAUACAAACAUACUCUGAACAAAAACCAACUCUUGUGUUUUGUGCCACAAGAAAAGGAGUACAGCAGGCUGCCUCAGUUCUUGCAAAAGAUGCUAAAUUUAUGAUGACUAUGGAACAGAAACAAAGAUUACAAAAGUGUGCAAAUUCAACAAAAGAUACCAAAGUGAGAGAUCUUUUAAUGUGUGGUGUGGCUUAUCAUCAUGCUGGUAUGGAGAUAUCUGAUAGAAAAAUAAUUGAAGGAGCUUUUACUAUGGGAGACUUACCAGUACUUUUUACUACUAGUACCUUAGCUAUGGGAGUAAAUUUACCUGCACAUCUGGUAAUUAUAAAAUCUACAAUGCACUAUGUUGGAGGAAUGUUUCAAGAGUACAGUGAAACAGAUAUUCUGCAAAUGAUUGGGAGAGCAGGGAGGCCUCAAUUUGACACUACCGCUACAGCAGUUAUCUUGACUAGGUUAAGUACGAGAGAGAAAUAUGUACAGCUGUUAAAUGGUGCAGAUACAAUAGAAAGCAGUUUGCACAAACAUCUUGUUGAGCAUUUAAAUGCAGAAAUAGUGUUGCACACCAUCACAGAUGUGAAAAUAGCUUUGGAAUGGAUACGAUCAACUUUCCUAUACAUCCGAGUUUUGAAAAAUCCAGUUCAUUAUGGUUUUUCGCAUGGAUUAGACACAGUUGGAAUUGAAGCAAAAUUACAAGAAUUGUGUUUGAAGAAUUUGAAUGAUUUGUCAUCUCUUGAUUUGAUCAAGAUGGAUGAAGAAUUUAAUUUCAAACCUACAGAGACUGGAAAACUAAUGGCUUGGUACUAUAUUGCAUUUGAUACAGUGAAACAGUUUUCCACAAUUAAUGGAACAGAAACUUUAUCAGAACUGAUCACAAUGAUAUCCGGCUGCGUUGAAUUUUCAGAUGUCAAGUUAAGAACAAAUGAGAAGAAAAUAUUGAACACUUUGAAUAAAGACAAGAACAGGAUAACUAUCAGGUUUCCAAUGGAAGGGAAGAUAAAAACAAGAGAAAUGAAAGUAAACUGUCUUAUUCAGGCUCAAUUUGGAUGCAUUCCUAUUCAAGACUUCACUUUGACACAAGAUAUAGGCAAAAUUUUCAGACAUGGCUUAAGAGUUACUAAAUGGUUGUCUGACUUUCUGGCAUCACGUAAAAACAAUUUUCCUGCAUUAUUAAACUCUUUGAUUUUAGCUAAAUGUUUCAGGUGCAAACUGUGGGAAAACUCUCUGCAUGUAUCCAAACAGCUUGAAAAAAUUGGUGUAACACUAUCAAAUGCAAUGGUAAAUGCAGGUCUGACAUCGUUUAAAAAAAUUGAAGAUGCAAAUACAAGGGAACUUGAAUUGAUUUUAAACAGACAUCCUCCUUUUGGAAACCAAAUAAAAGAAUCUGUGCUACACCUGCCAAAAUAUGAACUUGGCAUUGAACAGCUUGCAAAAUACAGUGAUACAGUGGCUGAAAUCUUAGUGACCAUCAUAUUAACAAACUUUGAACAGCUUCAGAUUAAGAGAACUGCACCAGAUUUUCACUAUGUUACCUUACUCAUAGGAGAUGCUGAUAAUCAAGUGGUUUUUAAACAGAAAACUAUGGAUUCUGUCUUGCUGAAAAAUGGAAAUUGGACUAAAAAAAUUGAAGUGAAAAGAGCUCUUAAAUCUGAGGAACUUAGUAUAAACUUAAUUAGCUCUGAAUAUGUUGGGGUGGAUAUUCAGCAAAACUAUACAGCCUUUUACUUAGGACCAAAAAGGUUUGGAAAUGAAGUGGUUUUACAAAGAAAAUUAGAAGCUGAGUCUUCACCUAUGUAUCAUGCCUCUUCAAUAAGAUCAACAGGAGCGAGAAAGGAUACAGGAGGUGCCUGUAACCGAGGGACCACUUACAUGAAACUUGGGACCAGAGAAUGCAGCCAUCACUGCAAAAAUAAAGAUGUAUGUGGACACGACUGCUGUAAAAUUGGAGUUUCACAGAAAUCUGAGUUAAAGAGAGAUUCAAAGUUUUCUUCAUACCUAGCUGAUUUAAGGAACAGAAACUCAAUUUCAUUCGUUCCCCCAGUCAAACAACUAAAGAUGCAGAUACAGUUAAAUAAAUCUCAAAAUGUGAAUCUGAAACAAUUUGUUUUUACACCAAAAUCUUUGCUGCCAGCAUUGCCAAGGUCUGACUACACACAGUCUUCUGCCUCAGCUUCACGAGAACACUGGAAUAAUGUUAACAUCCUUGGUAGACCUCAGAACCAACUGCAAUCAGAGAGUUAUGAAAAGAGUAAUCUCUCUUGGGAACAUUCUGUGACUGUAAGUGAGGAGAGCCAUCAGACAAUGACGUCAAAGAAAAAUUUUAAAGAAUCUUUAAUGCAUAAUUUGACUAAUGCAGAUAAAAGCAGCUCUUGGUUUUCAGAGGCUUUGAAUGUGAACUUUGAAUUGGGAGAUGACGUUUGGGAUGAUUUUGAUGACAAAUUAAUAUAUGCUAGCAAUUUUUUCACUGGUGUGGAGAGUAGAGAAGAUUUAGGAUCUGGAAACACCUACUUUCAAAGUACAAUAGAAUGUAAACCACUGUUUCAGAAUUCAGAGAGCAAAGUAACAAGUGACAUUUCAAAAAAUUUUUGCCUGUUACGAGAUGAGUCUGAUGUUCAUUUACAAAAUUCUGCCUCUUCCACAUUAAAAUCACCAUCAGAAAAGAAACUAUCUGUACAAUAUGGAAAUACAAAUACUUUCAGCUUCCAAAAAAGAAAACAUCCAAAUCCUCCACAAGAGUUGAAAAACAGAGAGUUUUCUCCAAACUCAGAAAUAAUCUCAGGUUCUUCUCAAUUCAUUGGAAAGGAGAAUUUUUUUAUUGGCAACAAAGAAAGGAAAAAAGAAAUUGAUGUCAGAUCUCUUUCAGAUGAUGAAACCAAUGAUGUUAAGCCUUUUCUUGGAAUAUUUGAUGGCAUUUUCUAAAACAUAAACAAGAUAUAUUGUAAGUGCUGAAACGUAUUAUACUCUUAUUUCCAGAAUGAAAACUUUAAAUAUAGUUAGAGGAUUUUCUUUAAUAGCUGUUCAUUAAUAGCCCUCUUUGCUACACAGACUAGAUAAUGAAAUUGCUAGCUAAUUUAUUUACAGAAUUCCAUGUAUGUUUUAUCUUUUAAAAAAAUUAUUAAAAUCUUUGUUUAUCUAACUUGCUGUUUUUAGGAUUGGAAUGAUAAACAUAUUUGACAGUCUCUUAUUAAAGGGGAUAGUUUUCAAGCUAAGCACUUUUAGUAUAAAUCAUAUGUAAUUUUACCAUAAGAACAAAGAUGUUCGUAAUAUGCAUCUGCUCACAGAACACAUUUUUGUGUAACUGAAAUGUUGUUCAUUAACAAACUUAUUAUGCUAUUUGUUUUUAUGAUGUCUGUUAGGUAUCCCAUUUAGACUGAAUUUUUCAUAAUACUGAUUAUUUCUGAAACAAUGAGAUUUACAAAUAAAAAGAAAUAGACUGAAUAAUUUAAUAUAUUCUGUACUCUGUAUUUCAUUCUAAAGCGCUAUAAACCUGUAAUGUAUUUGUCAACAUUAAAACAUUGUAUAGCAUUUUCCAUGCAAAAUAUCUCAGAAUGCACCACAAGACAGUUUUAAAAUAUGUCCACAAAGAAUGACUGGAAGUAGUAUUUGGGUGUUGACAUUGCUACUUAAACUUAUAAAAUAGGCAUUUAUGCAUUUUAAGUCUGAUUUGUACAUGUUAAUAUUGGAUUUAAGCAUCCUGUUAAAGCACCAAUGCUUGAAUAUUAGGCUUCCCAAAUUAAUACAGUUAUGGAAAUAUAGAAUAUUACAUAAAAAUCUAUAUUAAGAAAAUGUUACAGUUGCACUGUUAACCACUCAGAAGUAAGGAAAUACCAUUGUUUUGGUUUUGUAUUUUUGAUUUUCUUAUCCUUCAUAAUAUUCAGUUUAGAAAAUGUUUGGAGAAUAAAUCAAAACAGACUAUGAAUUAGAAAACACAAUCAAGACAAGCAAACAAAAGCUACACAAUUGAAAAACAGAGGCAAAAACACUCCCCAUUUUGACAGACUGAGGAUUUGAUCCUAUAUGUUGAGCACUCUGAAUUGACAACUUCAGUGAGAGUUGAUAGUGCUUAGCGCCUGACCAAAAUGAGCAGGAUACAUUUUCUAAUUUUUUUCCUCUCUAAUAAUUUAUCUUUCCGUUGCUAUUGACUAUUUUGGCUACAAUUGCACAUUGAGUGAGAUAUUUCCAUUGAGUUGUCUUCAGUGGGGCCUAGAUCUUAGUUGUUUGUAGGUUAGAAAGUACUUUAAAUUAGUAUUGUCAAUUUAGAUUUAUUAUGUAAUAAGUAUUUUUAGUUCUGAUUGUACAUGCAACUACAGAUUCUGAUAGCAAAUUAUUUUAACUGAAUUUUUUAAAAAUCAGCAUUUUUUGGAAUUAUGGUAACCUUCCUUGUUAGGAGACAGCCAACAGUAAGGGAAGGCAAAAAAGCUAAAAACACACAAUAAAUCUAAAUUGACAGUGCCAAUUCAAAGUACUUUCCAACCUACCAAACACUAGAAAAAGAUCUAUACCUCAUAGAAAACAUGGUAGCCCUUUCCUACAGGAGGAGAUGAUAUAGGUCAAUAUGAAGAGCUUUUUGGUGAGUGGUGCAGAACAAGGCCCGUAUUAUUGCUCCUUUUCAAAAUUAGAUGUGCCUGUAUGUGUCCCAAAAUUGAACACCACCUGAAUUUGAGACUUUAUACUUCACCUACAUUUGCUAGUUUUAUAUUGAGAAUAUUAUCUUGAAGAUAUUAUCUUUGAAGUUAUUCUCUUUUCCCCUUAAAUUAAAGCUUACCCAAGUGUAGGGGGUUAGCAGUUAUUACUGGAAUUUUUACAUCUUCAAACUGGUUAAUUUUCUAUAGCCAAAUUUCAGAUUUCUCCUGAUAGGUUUUCCUCCCCAUAUGAAUUUUUCAUUUCAUAUGCUGUUCAUCAAUAAUCUGUCCUCCAUGUUUUGGGGAAUAUCAUCAGUUUGUUUGUAAUUCAUGUUCAUAUUUAUUCUGAUAGAAAAGGCUUUCAUUUCCAUUUUGGUGUAU
Messenger RNA from Dermochelys coriacea (leatherback sea turtle), 7248 nucleotides. RefSeq names its product helicase for meiosis 1 (gene HFM1). The record is from RefSeq and is a predicted model, not a curated record. The coding region runs from base 1196 to 5164 and encodes 1322 amino acids. Lineage: Eukaryota; Metazoa; Chordata; Testudines; Dermochelyidae. The transcript has 38 exons. Gene Ontology annotation, molecular function: nucleic acid binding; ATP binding.